GUCUCCAUUCACUUACCGCCGAAAUGCUGAAGUACACGGUUCUUGUUCUAACAUUAUUGGCCAUUGCCAGAGUUGGCCAAACUCGCGAAAAGUUCACCAUACAAGUUAACGAAGACAACGCCGUUGGUGCUGUAAUCGAGUCAAAACCCUUUGUGAAAAUCCAUACCAGUUACUACUUUUUCGGCACAGAAUCCUUAAACUGGUAUGCGGCCUACGAAAAGUGCAGGGAGUUAGAUUCUGAAUUGGUAACAUUUGAAACGGACGAUGAAUUCGAUGCAGUUGCCUUUUUUUUGACUCGCAACGGAUCGCGAGAGAACUAUUGGACAUCGGGUAAUGAUUUGGCCAAAACCGGAACACACAAAUGGUUUACUACUGGCGAGCAUUUAAGUUCGCUCAGGUGGGCCCGUGGUCAGCCGGAUAAUGCCGGUGGUAAAGAGCACUGCAUCCACCUGGGUUACAUAUACGGCGACUCCACGAAGUUCGAAUUGAAUGAUCGUCCCUGCUCCGGGGACCCCAAUAGUUUGUUCAAGUAUGUAUGUGAGGCCCCCAAGAUGGAGACCGUAUCGAUUGUAGUGUGGAAGUAAAAAAAAAUAAAUAAAUAAAAGAAAGCACGUUCCUUAAUAAACUUAAAAUUUAAUUGCUAAGAGCUAAUAAUGCUAUUCCAUGAAUUGUUUUAAAUUAUUGGUCACGAAUCGUAAAAAUAUAAUAAACCUAACCAGUUUAA
Messenger RNA from Drosophila ficusphila, 724 nucleotides. RefSeq names its product C-type lectin 37Da-like. Gene Ontology annotation, biological process: biological process involved in interspecies interaction between organisms. Gene Ontology annotation, cellular component: external side of plasma membrane. NCBI's taxonomy places the organism in Eukaryota, Metazoa, Arthropoda, Insecta, Diptera, Drosophilidae. The transcript has 2 exons. The record is from RefSeq and is a predicted model, not a curated record. The coding region runs from base 24 to 584 and encodes 186 amino acids. Gene Ontology annotation, molecular function: carbohydrate binding.